UUCACGCUCGUCAAAGCACGGUGGAGUGGCAAUUCACGCUGUACAGAAGAGUUUUGUACCAGAACUAGGUUGUGACGAGAUCGUCGUGCAAUCUUUAACGCUAGUUACUAGAUGUCAGUUUGCCCUUGAUUGCAAGGUUGUGAAGCCAGAAACACGUGGUUAACUUGUAAGCAACAAAAAGGUGGUUUAGGAAGCCGACAAUUUCGUUAAGUGGUGAGAACUAUGCCAGACUUGGUUUUAGUUUAUAUUUGUUUGUACUUAGCAACAUAUGUCGCCAUUAUUUGACGACAUUUGAAAUAUCCGAUUUUAACAUAAAUAAUAGAGUUUGGAUUAAUACAUGGACAUCUUUUUAUCGCGUAAUAUCGGAUGAUCUUAACGAUGACAGGAAUUAACAGAUGAAACGAAACGUAACGGUGAAAAUUCAGGUGGUGUUAUUAAAGUAAAAAUGACGUAAACAAUUUUGUGUUGAGUAUUUGUAAAAAAAAAAAAUGUCACUCUCAAUUUCCUCACCCUCACCAGCUCUACUUAUCUUACAAGAUAUUAGUCAUUAAACUUUUAGAAUCAUUCGCUACACUACCCAAAAGUUACCUACCUUCAUUCAGCAUUAACAUUUUAGGAACGAAAUGGAGACCGUCUUGACAGUUACAGCUAUUUUGAUGGCAUUUCUUCUAAUCGGUGAGAGCCACCGUAUAGAGAAACGGAGCCCUACUUUUGUAUACGAACCUCCGAGUCAGGUUGAGUUCUCGAAUUCCACGGGUACGGUGAUACCCUGUUCAGUUAGAGGUACCCCCACCCCUAUGGUGAGGUGGGAGAUCGGAGGCGGAACCCCAGCUAAAGAUAUCCGGGGGCUACGGCAUGCUCGCCCUGAUGGAUCACUUGUGUUUUCUCCAUUUCCAGCGGCUGAAUACAAACAAGAUGUUCAUUCAGCAGUAUACCGUUGUGUUGCCAGUAAUACGGUCGGUAGCAUAACCAGCAGGGACAUCCAUAUUCGAGGAAUUGUUAAUCAACAUUAUACAAUCGAAGUGUAUGACAAGUUUGUUAACGCUGGGAGCACAGCAGUUUUAUACUGUCAUAUACCUGAGCAUGUGAAAGACUUCGUCACAGUAACAUCAUGGACUGAGAAACCAACUGGAACCGUUAUCCAACCUUCAAGUGUGAUGGGCGCCAGUGGACGGUACGUCAUGUUUCCUACUGGUGAACUACACGUCAGAAGUGUUGACACGAGCUAUUCUUAUCGCGAAUACUCUUGUCAAGCAAGACACCGGCUUGUCGGAGAAGUGCUCACUAGCGCCACCUCGGGAAGACUAAUUGUUAGAGAGCCACACAACAAAGCACCGCCCCAGAUAACAGAUUCCAAAUCUCACCUAAUUGCGAGAGAAGGAGAGCUUGUAGCAUUGCCAUGUGUUGCCCAGGGUUACCCGGUUCCUAUAUAUUACUGGUUAAAAGAAGAAACGGAUGGAGCGUACCCUGUGUCAACUGGUCAGCGUAUUACCCAAUUAGAUGGCUCUUUGGUAAUACAUCAGCCGAAAGAUGAUGACAGUGGAACGUAUAUUUGCAUAGCCAACAAUAGUUUAGGUCAGGACCGAAUCAGUACGGAAUUACAUGUAUACGCUCCUUUGAGUGCAAGCAUCACUCCCACUCGUCAACUAGUGCACCUUGGAAGACCUGUUUCUAUUAACUGUACAUUAUUAGGUUAUCCCAUUCAUUCAGUAACUUGGAAGAAAGACAGCACUCUAAUAACGACAUCUAGUGGACGAAUCAUGACAAACUGGAACCGUCUACAAAUUUACAGCGUUUUGCGAGAAGACGCGGGAGUGUACCAAUGUUUUGUAUACAACAAUAUGGAGUCAGCUCAAACAGCUACCGAAUUAACACUAGGAGAUGACACUCCUGAAUUCCAGGAUACAUUCCGCGAAAUGAAACUCCAUCCGGGCUCUCUCAUUUCUCUCAAGUGUAUGGCUACUGGAAGCCCUCUACCACAAAUCACCUGGCAGCUGGACGGUGUUCCUCUUCCCGAAAGCCAUCGAAUUCGUCUUGGUGAUUAUGUGACACCAGAUGGCGCUGUAGUGAGUUAUGUUAACAUUUCAAACUCUCGAAUUGAAGACGGCGGUGAAUACGAAUGUAAUGCUAACAAUGGCGUUGGUUCCAUCAGUUAUUCUUCCCGUGUUAACAUACUAGGUCCACCAGUGGUGAGACAGAUGAGGAACAUUACAGUAGUAGCUGGAGAAGUCUUGGUUAUGAAAUGUCCAGUAGGAGGCUAUCCUUUAGAAGCUGUCCAAUGGGAAAGAGCUGGUGUUCGGCUUCCUUACAAUCAUCGUCAGAAAGUCCACAAGAACGGAACUUUAGAAGUGCAUCAUGUAGAGAGGGCGACAGAUGAAGGUCCUUACACGUGUGUAGCUAGAAAUAAAGAAGGUCAGAGCGCUGAUAGCACUGCAUUUGUGAAAGUACAGGUGAAACCGUUCAUCGAACCCUUUACUUUCCCAAGAACCCUAAAAGAACAACAACGCUCAUCUGUUGUGUGCACCGUUAGCAGUGGAGACCUGCCCAUUAAGAUCCGCUGGUUUAAAGAUGACCAACCCAUCACGGAGAACCACGGAAUUCUCAUUAAAGAAGUGGUAGAAUAUACGUCUCACCUGCUUUUUGAAUCAAUUAGACUCAGGCACCGUGGCAACUAUACGUGCAUCGCUAGUAACGAAGCUGGCACCGUUAGUCACACCGCCACUAUGGUAAUUCAUGUACCCCCUCGAUGGAUUAUAGAACCUUCGGACAGUUCUGUAAUCAAGGGACGAGGCAUUGUUGUCGACUGUCAAGCGGAGGGGUUUCCUGAACCAAGAAUACGAUGGGCCAAAUCUGACGAAAAAGAAUCUCCGCUGAAUUUCAAACCAGUGGUCAGCAGUCCACAUCUUCAAGUUUUUGAAAAUGGGUCGCUGUCCAUUCAUAAUGCCAGAGAGAGUGACGUAGGCUCCUACCUGUGUCAAGCAACCAAUGGAAUUGGACAAGGCCUUAGCAAGGUUAUUAAACUACAUGUAAAAAUUGCUGCUAACUUUGAUACAAAGUUCAUGGCUGAAAUGGUUGAGAAAGGACAUAAUGUCAAAUUAAAGUGUCAUGCUCGAGGAGAUCAACCUAUCAUGGUCAUCUGGUUAAAAGAAAAACAAAACAUCAACCUGCAGGAGGACCCAAGAUACAAGCUGUUAGAACCAGUGAUGUCCUCUGGUGUUACUUCUGAGCUUCUUAUCCGCCAAGCUGAUAGACGAGACUCUGCCCUUUUCACUUGCAUCGCUUCCAACGCCUAUGGACAGGACGACACUAAUAUUCAGCUGAUAGUACAAGAACCCCCUGAUUCGCCUCAGAACCUACAAGUCUCCGAUCGGUCAAGCCGCACUCUUACACUCAGAUGGUCAGCAUCAUAUAGCGGCAACAGUAUUGUCACGGAAUACUUAGUUCAGUAUAAACACAAGUCUG
Molecule: messenger RNA, 3462 nt
Organism: Limulus polyphemus (Atlantic horseshoe crab)
Lineage: Eukaryota; Metazoa; Arthropoda; Merostomata; Xiphosura; Limulidae
Product: Down syndrome cell adhesion molecule-like protein Dscam2
Exons: 14
Molecular function (GO): protein binding
Source: RefSeq, a predicted model, not a curated record